AUGAUGUCUAGAUUGGGAGCACCAGCGAAAGAGAGUUCACUAGUGUCGCUACACUAUCCAAUGCUCACGAGGAGCAACUACACAACAUGGGUGAUUAAGAUGAAGGUGUUCGUGCGUGCACAAGGCAUUUGGGAUGCUAUCGAGCACGAGGACCUGAAGGAAAAGGUGGACAUGAAGAAGUAUCAGAUAGCUCUCACCGCCAUCUAUCAAGGCAUCUCGGAGGAGACGCUGUUGGCAAUAUCCGAGAAGGAAACUUCCAAGGAGGCAUGGGAAUGCAUCAAGAUGAUGUACCAAGGUGCCAAAUGCAUCAAGGAUGCUCGUGUUCAAACCCUUAGAGAAGAGCUAGAUGGCUUGCAGAUAAAGAGCACGGAGUCGGUCGAUGACUUUGUAAUGAAGGUGAAUUCCAUCGCCAGCACGAUUCGUGGGCUCGGGGACAAGAUGGAGGACUCGUAUGUGGUAAGGAAGAUCCUCAAAGCCACACCAAACAAGUUCUUGCAGAUUGUCGCUUCAAUCGAGCAAUUCGGUGACCUCGAGACCAUGACAGUCAAGGAGGUCUUUGGCAGGCUCCGGGCGUACGAAGAAAGGUUGCGUGACAAUGACAAAGAUGUCGACAUCAAUGCUGAGCAUUUGUGCUCACCCGAGAGCAAUGGAGGGUUAAGGAGCAGAAGAAUGCUGGUGAAGGCUCCUCCAACAGUGGCGGACAAGACAGCAAGAAUUGGAAAUUCGACAAGGCUAAAGUGA
This is a messenger RNA of Phragmites australis (common reed), 741 nucleotides long. RefSeq lists its product as uncharacterized. NCBI's taxonomy places the organism in Eukaryota, Viridiplantae, Streptophyta, Magnoliopsida, Poales, Poaceae. The record is from RefSeq and is a predicted model, not a curated record. The transcript has a single exon. Bases 1 to 741 code for a protein of 246 amino acids.